AUGUUGGCCUCACGACUUUCUCGAGCUCUUCCCCGAGCCACGCCAAUCACAGCUCGAUCGGCAGCCUUUGCCAGGUCGCCCUUGCUCCCCAGAUUUUCCCGCCAUCAGUCCACUGCGGCCGAAGGCGAGAAGGUCCAGGGCGCCGUCAUCGGCAUCGAUUUAGGUACUACUAAUUCUGCCGUCGCCAUUAUGGAGGGCAAAGUUCCUCGCAUCAUUGAAAACUCGGAAGGUGCCCGCACCACUCCUUCAGUUGUUGCCUUCGCCGAGGAUGGCGAGCGACUGGUCGGUGUUGCCGCCAAGCGACAGGCUGUCGUGAACCCAGAGAACACCCUGUUCGCCACCAAGCGAUUAAUAGGGCGCAAGUUCACCGAUGCCGAGGUCCAGCGUGACAUCAAGGAAGUGCCUUACAAAAUAGUACAGCACUCCAAUGGUGACGCCUGGGUUUCAGCCCGUGGCCAGAACUACUCUCCUUCCCAGAUUGGUGGUUUCGUUCUCAAUAAGAUGAAGGAGACUGCCGAGGCUUACCUCUCCAAGCCCGUCAAGAAUGCUGUCGUCACUGUCCCUGCCUACUUCAACGAUGCUCAGCGACAAAGCACCAAAGAUGCUGGUCAAAUUGCUGGCCUCAACGUUCUCCGCGUUGUCAAUGAGCCUACUGCCGCAGCCCUCGCUUAUGGUCUCGAGAAGGAGGCCGACAGUGUCGUCGCAGUCUACGAUCUCGGUGGCGGUACCUUUGAUAUUUCCAUCUUGGAGAUCCAGAACGGUGUUUUUGAGGUGAAAUCCACCAACGGUGAUACGCAUCUUGGCGGUGAAGACUUUGAUAUUCACCUGGUCCGACACAUUGUCGCCGAUUUCAAAAAGACUUCAGGCAUUGACCUGUCCAGUGAUCGCAUGGCUAUUCAGCGCAUCCGUGAAGCUGCUGAAAAGGCAAAGAUUGAGCUUUCUUCCUCCCUGCAGACCGACAUCAACUUGCCCUUCAUCACUGCCGAUGCCUCUGGCCCCAAGCACAUCAACAUGAAGCUCACCCGUUCGCAGCUGGAGAAAAUGGUUGAAUCCCUGAUCACUCGGACUAUUGAGCCUGUCCGAAAAGCCCUGAAGGAUGCUGGUCUGCAGGCCAAGGAAAUCCAGGAGGUCAUCUUGGUUGGUGGAAUGACUCGUAUGCCAAAAGUCGCCGAGUCCGUCAAGAGCAUUUUCGGACGGGAGCCUGCCAAGUCUGUCAAUCCCGACGAGGCUGUUGCCAUAGGAGCUGCUAUCCAGGGCGCCGUUCUCUCUGGUGAAGUCAAGGAUCUCCUUCUCCUCGACGUUACUCCUCUGUCGCUCGGUAUCGAGACCCUGGGUGGUGUAUUCACUCGUUUGAUUAAUCGCAACACCACGAUUCCGACAAAGAAGUCCCAGGUCUUCUCCACUGCAGCUGACUACCAGACUGCUGUCGAAAUCAAGGUCUACCAGGGCGAGCGUGAGCUUGUCAAGGAUAACAAGCUGCUGGGCAACUUCCAACUUGUGGGCAUCCCGCCUGCUCACCGUGGCGUUCCUCAAGUCGAGGUCACCUUUGACAUUGAUGCCGAUUCCAUUGUCCACGUCCACGCCAAGGACAAGUCCACCAACAAGGACCAGUCCAUUACCAUCGCUUCCGGCUCUGGUCUUUCCGAGAACGAGAUCCAGCAGAUGGUUGAGGACUCUGAAAAAUACGCCGAGGCUGACAAGGAGCGCAAGAACGCCAUCGAAGCGGCCAACCGCGCUGAUAGCAUGCUGAAUGAUACUGAGCGCACCUUGAACGAGCACGCCGACAAGCUUGACAAGACCGAGGUCGACGCCAUUAAAGAGAAGAUCACCGCCCUGCGCGAGUUUCUUGCCAAGAGCCAGUCUGGAGAGAGUACCGCUACUGCUGCCGAGAUCAAGGAGAAGACUGACGACCUGCAGAUGGCUAGCUUGAACCUUUUCGACAAGAUGCACAAGGCCCGCAACGAAAGCAGCUCUAGCGAACAGCAACCUGAAGGCGAGAACAAGGGCGAGAACAAGCCAUGA
Molecule: messenger RNA, 2022 nt
Organism: Ustilaginoidea virens
Lineage: Eukaryota; Fungi; Ascomycota; Sordariomycetes; Hypocreales; Clavicipitaceae
Exons: 2
Coding region: 1-2022 (673 amino acids)
Biological process (GO): protein refolding; cellular response to unfolded protein
Cellular component (GO): cytoplasm; mitochondrion
Molecular function (GO): misfolded protein binding; heat shock protein binding; ATP-dependent protein folding chaperone
Source: RefSeq, a predicted model, not a curated record